UUGCUGCUUGCAAAUUGCCUUGGGACAGUUAUGCCCAGAGUGGGGAGACGGGGGUCGCUCAUGCAGCCCCCCCACCCUUUAAAACUUGGGGAUUAGCCCAUUUUCAAAUUAGUCUUAUUAGUUGUGGAUGAAUAACGUGCCCCAUUCUCUGGAUUGCUGUGGAGGACUGGGAAAUGUGGAUUAUAGCAAGGUUGAACUCUCAGCCAUGACUUCCUUCCUCGGUUACGUGGAUGUGACGGACUCCAUUUUUGGGCUGGCUGUUUUCUUCAUUGCCUUCAACCCGUUUUUCUGGAAUUCGGUGGCAAGAUGGGAGCACAGGACCCGGUCUCUGACACGCCUCUUCCGUUCCCCCUACACCGCCUGCUACUCCCUGGGAGCCGUCAUCUUGCUGCUUAAUUUUCUGCGGAGUCACUGCUUUGCCGAAGUCAUGGAGAGCCAGCUCAAACUGCAAGUCCUGGACACUCUGCUUGCCUACUAUGCUGGAGCCGGACUCGUAGCGAUAGGGGUCAUGUUAGUUCUCUCCAGCUUCCUCGCUCUGGGAUUUGUCGGAACGUUUUUGGGAGAUUACUUCGGAAUCCUCAUGGAGGCUAAAGUGACCUGUUUCCCGUUCAGUGUAUUGGACAACCCAAUGUAUUGGGGAAGCACGAUUAUCUACCUUGGAUGGGCCAUCAUGCUUGCAAGUCCAGCCGGCCUCCUGCUGACAGCCGUUGUGGCUUUGUGCUACACAAUCGCUUUGCGGUUCGAAGGGCCGUUCACCGAAGAAAUCUAUCGCCAGAAAGAAGCCAGGAGCAAGUAGCUACAGAAGGGCCAGAAGUUCUGGGGGAACAAAGAACAGGGUGGUUUGGAAGAACGAACCCAACCUGCUGUGGCCGGAGCAACCAAGCGAGAACAUUCAGCGGGAUAUGAAAGUUCGGACUGACUUUUAAUUACGCUUUGCCCAAACUUUUCAAAAGUUCCUUUGAGAUGGAGUGUUGAGGGGGGGGGGAGGACUUUGACGCUCCGCACACCCUCCCACGGACGCCAGGCAGGUGGCCUUUGGCACGGGGAGUCGGCCUCCACCUCUCCCUUUCAGGGGGUUCCAUUAAGUGCAGAGGUUUGAACGGGCUGAUUACAGGCUUGGAAAAUGUAAAAUAAAAGGCACAGCAGGGAGGAGCAUUGAGCGUUUUUAUGUGGCUACAUGCACACGGAGGAAAAGCACGAAAAUGACAGUGAAUGCAUGCGCCUUGAAGGGGAGCGAGAAGGCACCAGAGGACAUGUGCCCAGCGCAGACAUUGGCGGAUUGCAAUUGCCGUUGUCUAGAUGGUGUGGGUUAAAUGUGGACAAAGUUUCUUCAGGCUGUAAAAAAUUCUUCUACCUUUCUUCCAUCUCCUCCUCCUCCUCCUUCAGAUAUACAUUCUUCUGCUUUCUUUUUUUACUUCUCCUCCUUCUCCUGCCACACAUUUUCCUCCUCCUCCUCCUCCUCCUCCUCCUCCUCCUCCUCCUCUGAACCGUUGGGAGGCAGAGUUUUGGCUGGGUUGCUGGGGCACGUGUAUAUUGGAGACCUCAAAAGCCAAGUUUUACGGCACACACAAGUCUAGGCUUUUUCCUGUCGUGUUUUCUGUGUUUUGCCUUAAAAUUUCCACAUGUGUCUCUCUCUCUUCCCCCGCCUGGGCAGGCUCAGUGAUCCAACCCAUCAAAAAUUGCCUUUGGGUAUCAAACAACAUCCACCAAUUUAGAUGCCAGCCAAAAAAAUACCAUCCACCACCAACUUUCUUUCCCAUUGACUUUACUCCUGUUGCCAGCGGUUUGACCUCUGCCCUUUUCUGCCUGCCCCAGUUAUCUUGAACGCCAUUGGCUGCUCUGCUUGUAUGUCACCGCAGGGUUUUGCAGCCUCCAACUGCCAUUGGCUUAGCUGCUGUGAUGUCACAGAGAGUCUGGAGUUCCCUACAUCAGAAAACUGAAUGGAAAAUGCAGAGUGCAGGGUAGGGUAACCCAGAGGUGUACUGGCCUAAAUGCCGAGGACUUCUAAAGCCGCACCACAGCCUUAAUUUACAAAGGCAAACUUACAAGUCCUGGAUGAACAACCAGCAAAUCCAGAUCGAGAAGUCCUGGACAACCAAACACUAUUGUGGUGUGACCUCAGCCAAAACCUUGACCUUGACCUGCUUUUCACGUUUUUCACAUUUGUGUUACACGUUUUGCACGUUUGCCCAAAACCAGUGCCAAUAAUGUUUCCUGCGGCCCACUUUUCAGAGAAUGCCUUUAUCUGUGCCUGUGAUAGUACUGCCUCCUCCUUUCAUUCCAGAGCGACAACAAUAUUUCUACAGCACUUUUGGGAACGGGAGAACCAUCCGGGCCGUUCUCAGGAACUGGACUGUCUUUGUUUUUCUUCUAAGCAGACUGGAGCCUUUGUUUUCUCUCCCUGGCGUUUUAAGAACCAGUGGCUUUCCAGGAGCCAUGCUCAGAUUUCUUGCCACUCCGGCAUCUCAACCUCAGUCGAGUAUCCCUUUCCCAUUGUCUUAUUCUUUGAACAAGCUCCCAUAGCAACGUCUGGGAGGCAGUCACGUUCGAUCCACCGCUGCUCUAAUACUGUGCAUUUUGUACAUUUUAGUUUUCUGAACUAGCUCCGGUAUUCUGGUUAGAUCCCCGACGUAUGCUCGAUGUAUCGGCCAAAUCUGAACCAGAUUAACCAUUAUGUUAAGCCCACUAGGACACACCGUCCCGGUCAGAUUUGAACUCACUUACGCACACUUGUCUGAUUUAUUUUUACUAUGCACCUUAAGGUAUUAAACAUUGAAUGCACGUGUUUUAAAAAAUAAACCAUAAAACCAUC
Molecule: messenger RNA, 2812 nt
Organism: Sphaerodactylus townsendi
Lineage: Eukaryota; Metazoa; Chordata; Lepidosauria; Squamata; Sphaerodactylidae
Gene: PEMT
Product: phosphatidylethanolamine N-methyltransferase
Exons: 7
Coding region: 128-796 (222 amino acids)
Biological process (GO): phosphatidylcholine biosynthetic process
Molecular function (GO): phosphatidylethanolamine N-methyltransferase activity
Source: RefSeq, a predicted model, not a curated record